AUGAAGUUCUCCACUCUCGCUCUCAGCGUGUUUGCUGGUAUGGCAGCUUCUGCUGCUAUACCUGCUUCUGUCGUUGAUGGCAUGAACCUCUCUGACAACGGUCUUGGCCUUGUCAAACCUGCUGAUCCUGUUUGCCACAAAAAUUCCGACUGCGGUCCCGGCGUUGGCUACUGCUACAAGGGCAUCUGCCUGGCUGAGCCUCCCAAGGUCGAACGUGCCGAUCCCAUCUGCCACAAGAACUCCGACUGCGGUCCUGGUGUGGGCUACUGCUACAAGGGAAUCUGCGUGGCCGACCCUCCCAAGCUCACUCGAGAUGAUGCUUCUAUCGUUCCUUGCGGUGCUAACAAAGAUUGCUUCAAUGGUCUUUGCAUUGCUGGUAUUUGCCAUUGGGGCAUUGGAGAGGGUCCCGCCUCAAACACUGCGGACAAGAAUCUUGCCCCCCUUGUUCAGACUUCUGAACCUGCGGAUCCCGCUUGCCACAAGAACUCUGACUGCGGCCCUGGCGUUGGUUAUUGCUAUCAUGGCAUUUGUCUUGCGGAACCUCCCAAGCUUAUCUCUCGUGACGAAUCUGCCGACCCCGUCUGCCACAAGAACUCCGACUGCGGUCCAGGUGUUGGUUACUGUUACCAUGGCAUCUGUGUCGCUGACCCUCCCAAGGAUGCUCGUGAAGUGUCGGCCGACCCUGUCUGCCACAAGAAUUCCGACUGUGGUCCUGGCGUUGGCUACUGUUACCAUGGCAUCUGUGUCGCUGACCCUCCCAUGCUUGCCCGUGAUGAACAGACUGAUCCCGUCUGCCACAAGAACUCCGACUGUGGUCCCGGUGUGGGUUACUGCUAUCAUGGCAUCUGUGUCGCUGAUCCUCCCGUUGUUUCUCGCGGCGAAGAAGCCGAUCCUGUGUGCCACAAGAACUCCGAUUGCGGUCCAGGUGUUGGCUACUGCUACCAUGGCAUUUGCCUUGCUGAGCCUCCCAAGUGA
Molecule: messenger RNA, 975 nt
Organism: Aspergillus pseudoviridinutans
Lineage: Eukaryota; Fungi; Ascomycota; Eurotiomycetes; Eurotiales; Aspergillaceae
Exons: 2
Coding region: 1-975 (324 amino acids)
Biological process (GO): negative regulation of canonical Wnt signaling pathway
Molecular function (GO): receptor antagonist activity; co-receptor binding
Source: RefSeq, a predicted model, not a curated record